CAUAUCCAGGAGCAAUAUACUACCGUGCUUUGUGCCCCCGACGAACGAAGAAGAAGCCAAUAACUUUUAACCUUUCUGCUGACCGCGAAACAUGCAUCGAACCCUUCCUUCCGCCCGCGAAUUGGCAACAUGUAAACAACAACGAUUUUCUGCGUGGAAGCCCUGGACCGUGGGCGCCCCAAACGUUGCGCCGCGUGCUCCCACCGCUAGCGUGCGCUGUGUGGCUGCCGCCGUCGCCCAACCCGCGGCCGCACCAUUGGUCGCCUCCCACGCCUCCCACGCCACAACUCCAGCUCACCCAAUCCCAGCAGAUGACACCCAUGAUGCCGAGCAGCUGCCCGCACUGCCCACGUGGACGCCGCCCGCCAAUCGGCCCGGCCUGUACGACCAGCAGGGGCGGCUGGUGCUGAAGGCGCUGACGCUGCCGGAGCUUGAGGCGUGGUGCGCGGCUCAGGGCGAGGCAGCGCCCGCCAACCGGGCGUUACAAAUCUGGCGAUGGAUGUAUGCGGACCCACCGGCGGGGUCGUGGGUGCGCAGCCUGGAGGAAACCAUGGGGCGGCAGAACGGGUUCGCCGCCAAGUUCGUGGAGAAAGUCGGGCCGCACGUGAGCCUGGAGGGCGGCCUGAAGCUGAGCCAGGUGGUGCGCGCCAGCGACGGCACCCGCAAGCUGGUGUUCACGCUGUUGGGUGGCGAGGCGGCGGGCGGCAGCAUCGAGACGGUGCUCAUCCCGGUGGUGCGGCAGCAGGGGCUGCGGGACCGCCUCACCAUCUGCGUGUCGUCGCAGGUGGGCUGCGCCAUGAACUGCCAGUUCUGCUACACGGGGCGCAUGGGGCUGCUGGGCAACCUGUCCACUGCGCAGAUCGUGGAGCAGGUGGUGGAGGCGCGCCGCUUCCUGGCGCAGGAGGGUGACCGCACUCCGCUGACCAACCUGGUGUUCAUGGGUAUGGGCGAGCCACUGCACAACACGGAGGCGGUGCUGGCGGCCGCGGACAUCGUCAGCCACUACCUGGGGCUGCACAUCUCGCACAACAAGAUCACGAUCAGCACUGUGGGCCUGGUGCCGGAGAUGCGGGCGGUGCUGGCACGCACACGCGUCCAAGUGGCGCUGUCGCUGCACGCCACCACCGAUGAGGUCCGCGACUGGAUUGUACCGGUGAACCGGCGCUACGACCUGGCGACCCUCACGGCCGCACUGGAGGAAAUGUUCCCCAAGGAGGAGGAAGCAGCCAUAGGCAGCCUGUCCUCUUCGGACGAGGCGGCGGCUGCAGCAGUCUCACACGAGGCGGCGGCGGCGGCGGCGGGCAGCAGUAGCAGCUUGGGUGCUGCCGCAGACGUGAGCUCGGGCCCCGAGUCGGAGCGGUGGCUGCCGCCCGUCGAGCAGCUGGGCAGCGACGCCCCGUCCAGCAGCAGCAGUGGCAGUAGCAGCAGCGAGGCCGGGAAAGGCAGUAGCAAGGAGGGUCGCAGCCUGCUGGUGGAGUACACCAUGUUGCACGGCAUCAACGAUACAUUGGAUGACGCUCACCGGCUCGCGGACAUGCUGCGGCGCGUGAACUGCAAGGUCAACCUCAUUGUGUUCAACCCGCACAAGGGCACGCGGUUCCAGCCCUCCACGGAUGAGGACAUCAGCGCCUUCCGCUCCGCACUCAUCCGGAGCGGCAUGGUGUGCACCAUCCGGGACAGCCGAGGCGACGACGAGAUGGCGGCGUGCGGCCAGCUUGGCAACGUGGGGCUGUCCUUUCGGCCUUCGCCCAUCCUGGACGCGCCUGAGCGCUUCCGCAAGUUCCUCCUACCGCCUAGCCCCGCAGUCGCAACAAAGCAGGCCGCAACCAGCCCAGCGGUGGCAUGAACCCUGACGGCCUGACUGUGUUUGAUGUCAACGUUGUGAGCUUUUGGUGGUUCAGCGGUGGUCCACAGAGUGCAGGUGUGGCGCAUCCUCGGCUUCAAUGGUAUGGUAUUGGAGGCGGUGAUGGGUGUGCGAUGGAACAGUGUUCAAGGCAGGUUGGCCGUUGGCGGUGAUGGGGCAUGAUUACCACGACCCACGGCCGCAUUCAGGGUUCGUUUCGUUUCUCCACCCACGCAUGCCAAGAGGGUUUACGCGCCAGGGGAAGAGUACAACCGAGGCCUUUCGCGAGCGAGCCGGCGCAUGAGUGUGAGCGCAGUGGCUUAAGCUGGCUUAGGAGGAGGGGCUUAGGAGGACGGCACAGUGAGGCAGGGAGGCGUGCAUGGGAGGUGUGCCGCACG
Messenger RNA from Chlamydomonas reinhardtii, 2241 nucleotides. RefSeq lists its product as uncharacterized. NCBI's taxonomy places the organism in Eukaryota, Viridiplantae, Chlorophyta, Chlorophyceae, Chlamydomonadales, Chlamydomonadaceae. Gene Ontology annotation, biological process: tRNA methylation; rRNA base methylation. The record is from RefSeq and is a predicted model, not a curated record. Gene Ontology annotation, molecular function: catalytic activity; iron-sulfur cluster binding. The coding region runs from base 92 to 1846 and encodes 584 amino acids. The transcript is spliced from 11 exons.